AUGAAUGACGUAGUGGUGCGAGUGCUGGUGCCACUGGACCCUAACGCUGCCUCAUCAUCAUCGAAGGUCGCCAAGACUGCCGCGCCCGCAGGCUACGAGGAAGUGCAGGAGACUCUGCCUGGCAUCUUCAGCCUCAAGGUGGGGCGGCCUGAGCGAAUCAGGAAGGAGGUGAAGGGAGCCGCACGGGUGAUUGGACCAGAGCGCCAGGGCAAGCGAAGCCAGGUCGUAGACGUUCAGCUUGUCCUGUGUAGUGAGGCACAGUAUGGCGCCCUCGCUAUACACCACGUCCCUGAUCCCCUCAGCCACCGGGAUAUGCCGCAACUGCUCCUGACGCGAGGAGGGUGGUACGACGACGAAGACGAAUGGGAAAAGCCACAGCAGGCGAGCGGCUUCCCGGCCUUCUCAGCUCCGCCCGGCUAUCAGAUGAGCGAGGAAGAACAGCUCCAAGCCGCGAUGAUGCUCUCCCGCGUGGCCGCCGACGAAGACGCCGACAAGGAGCAGGAUUUCGAGGGGCUGAUGCUGAGCAAGGGCCUGAUGAUCAAGAAGAUCAGCGACGACGGCAACUGCCUGUUUGGCGCCGUGGCCGACCAGGCCUACGCCGACCCCGCCCUCCACGCCGAGCUCCGCAAACAGUGCCUUGACUACAUGGAGAAGGAUCGGGACCACUUCUCGCAGUUCGUGACGGAGGACUUCGAGGCCUAUGUGCUGCGCAAGCGGUGCCUGGGCGUCUACGCCAACAACCCGGAGAUCCAGGCCCUCUCCGAGAUGCUCGGCCGGCCCAUCGAAGUCUAUUCCUACGCUUCAGAACCGAUGAACACAUUCCAAGGGGCGGGUGGCGGCGGCGCUCGGCCCAUUCGGAUCAGCUACCACCGGGGCAACCACUACAACUCGCUGCGAUCGCUCGACCCGACGACGGAGGAGGCGCCGCUGCCCGCACUCGCGCCAUCGGGGGCAGCAGCGGCAACGACAGUGCAGCCGCCGCAGGCUACGCCAGCCGGCGAGGGCGAGAACGCGUGCUUCCUGUGCGGACAGCAGUGCGUCGACUACGAGGACCUCCAGAUCCACAUGUUCACCACGUGCGAAAAGAAGGACCUCCUAUGA
Molecule: messenger RNA, 1101 nt
Organism: Acanthamoeba castellanii str. Neff
Lineage: Eukaryota; Discosea; Longamoebia; Acanthamoebidae
Product: OTUlike cysteine protease domain containing protein
Exons: 8
Coding region: 1-1101 (366 amino acids)
Biological process (GO): protein deubiquitination
Molecular function (GO): cysteine-type deubiquitinase activity; K63-linked deubiquitinase activity
Source: RefSeq, a predicted model, not a curated record